Molecule: messenger RNA, 1500 nt
Organism: Orbicella faveolata
Lineage: Eukaryota; Metazoa; Cnidaria; Anthozoa; Scleractinia; Merulinidae
Source: RefSeq, a predicted model, not a curated record
GGCUACACAGGAACAUGGAGUCAACCGACUGGCGAGGGACAUCCCCACAAAUUUACAAACAAACUGUUCACCUGCACUUGGUAUGCCACGAAAAAAUCCCUUCUAAUACAGGGCAAGAAAACUAGUGAGCUAAAAGAUAAGUUGAGACAAGUACUGGUUGAUCCUGUUCCUUUGAUAGCUGCUAAAGACGAAAGCGAAACUGAAAGAACUGAAAGCAAUACCCUUGAAGUUGAUGGCAGUGAGGUCAAUGAAGUCUACAAAAGUACCAAAUUUUGUGAUGAAUGCGUAGCUUCUGGAGUCCACCAAGGUAACGAGUUUAAUGAGGAUGAAAUUCAUGACGGGGUAAAUCCAGGAAAGAUUAUUGCAAAUUUGCUACAGUUUAGAAUGAAGAAAUGGAACAUAGAAGGAGCUAAGGUUACCAUAGCAACCCCUUUUCUGGACAAGUCUGGCUUGGUCUUUAUUUUGUCAUCUCUGGAUAAUGAAACAGCUCUGGACAAGGUAUAUACCAGAGAAGUGUGUGCAUGGAAUAACAAGAAGAUCGACCCAGUCAUCACUGAAAGUGAAUUAUCAAAAAAAUUGGAUUGUAAAUAAGGUUGUUGCUUUGAAAAAGGUGCCUUCCUUCCAUGCUAAGUUUCUGGCAGGAGAGUACAAAGACAAGGUGGAAUUGAUAGUGACAAGUUGUAAUAUGACUUCAGAACAUUUGUUCUCUGACCAGCUGGAGACAGUGAUCCAAAUCGAGUGCACCGUGGAAACUUUUCAUAGUGAUUGGCUUAAACCUCUGGAGUUAAUGGCAGAGGAAGAAGGAAGUAUGGCAAAGUUUCUUAAUAUGGAUGACAUUAUGCAGGAAGUUCAGAAUAUUGAGAAAUAGACCAUUUCAUCAAGACAAAUAUCAAUGUCUACAUGUAAAAGGUAAAUUCAAUCACUUUGCUCAACAAAAAGUCAACCUUUUAUACAGUUGAAAUGCAUCAUAAGAGGAACGUGUGUCCUAAGACCUCUCAAGAAUCUUGAAUCUUUUUAGCAUUCUAGAACCUUUUUGUGCAUGCCAUAGACUGGAAGGAACAUGUGAUCAGCCCAAACGGGGUCCUCAUAUCAUUGUACCUUUCAAUUACAACAUAGAACGUCAUAUUAAUUUUGUACUUAAGUAAAAUAUCCCAUACUGGAAGUCAUUUGUAAUCAUGGAGAUAUGCUAUUCCUUGAGGGAAUUUCCAAAAUAAUGUAGUUAUAAAAAGCAGUGUAUAUGCCAUAGUGUAAGUAAUAUUUUCCUUUUAGUUAGUGAACAUACUUCUACUCACUCUUCAUUCUCAAACGAUGCAAAUAAAAUGGGUAACUUUAAUGCCUGAUUAUGAGAAGUAAACAAUAAGAAUAAUACUAUUUUUAUGUUCCUUCCUACUGUAACAACCUCUGCUUGAAGAACUAAUAAUGGUGUAACCAAAACCUUGCUACUGUCUCUAUUUUUUACAGAGAUUUCCACUAAUUUUAAAGGUUCACAGUUCUCAUUUA